Molecule: messenger RNA, 927 nt
Organism: Caenorhabditis briggsae
Lineage: Eukaryota; Metazoa; Nematoda; Chromadorea; Rhabditida; Rhabditidae
Exons: 4
Coding region: 1-927 (308 amino acids)
Molecular function (GO): protein binding
Source: RefSeq, a predicted model, not a curated record
AUGAAAGUUCGAAAUGUGGAUAGAAAUCCAGCAGCUGAUUAUCAUAGAAUUAUGUUUCUAGCAGGAAAGAAGUGGACAAUAAGAGUGUCUUGUCAAAGGUCUGAUGUUGGAACUACCGUCAGCUUCACGAUCACUCCAAAACGCAAACUCGACAAAUCCAAAUUUUUUCUGGGACAAACCAGAAUGUUCCUUAUAAAUCAGAAGGAGCAAGAGUCGAAUUAUCAAAUGGACAGCCCGUUUUUUGUGAACUAUGAGAGUACAUUUUCCAGAUUUUAUGAGGAUUUUGAUGUGGAACCAACCAAGGAGAAUGGAUUUUUGAAUGAUUCUGGAACGCUGGAAGUGGAGAUUCAUGUUUUUGUUGAUAGAAUUUUAGAUGUUAAUGUGAAGUUUUCACAUUUCAAUUUUCAUGAUUCGUUCAAUGAUGAGCAAUACUUUCAAUUUUAUUCCUGGAAAACCUCCGAACAUGAUUUGUACUCAAAAUCACAGAUGCUCCAUUUCCAUUCUCCUGUAAUUUCUGAAUUAAUUAAAGGAAAAUUCAAAAAAAUACCAAUUGUCAAGGAAAGUCAAUUUGGAUUUAUACAACUUAUGUUGCAAAUUGUUCAUGGGGCUUUUAUUCUAUUAAAUGAAUUUCAAAUCCGUCAACUUCUACCUCUUGCCAAACGCUUCAAAAUCUAUACCGUAACCCGGAAAUGUGAACUUCGAAUGAUUCAGAUUUUGAGAGAAACUGAACCCAUAGGACGUUCCGGAAGAUUUUGUGAAUUUUUGUGGUUGGCAAGAUCUUACGAUUUGCCACAUUUAUCGUGUGCAACAAUGAAGUUAAUAACGAAUUUAAAGGAAAUGAAGGAACUUGGGUAUGGAAUGAAUUUGGAAAGAAUGUCGGGAGAAGCAAUGAAAGCUGUGGCUUCUAAAAUUUUCAGUUUUGCAUGA